Molecule: messenger RNA, 1000 nt
Organism: Dicrocoelium dendriticum
Lineage: Eukaryota; Metazoa; Platyhelminthes; Trematoda; Plagiorchiida; Dicrocoeliidae
Source: the annotation of a GenBank genome assembly
GCAACUACCUGAGUAUCAUGGAUCGUUUGAGUUCGCCACUUGGUUCCUCGAUCUAUGUCACUGUUUUAUGCCGUUAUGUCCGUUCGCUCUCAUGCUGGAGCUCCUCUUUGUCAGCCUCAAGUCCCCUGAGACCACUCUUGUUCUCGCCCAUUAACAUACCGACUCGGCAAAUGCGAAGCAGAGAGGUCAAACAAUUUUACUCCAGCGAGGGAGAUUACAAUCCACCAGUGAAUGAUGUUAUCAGCCGUUUCAAAAGGCUCCGUUGGGGUGCAUUCAUCCAUGCUCGUUCAGGUCGCCGUCGACACUUGUAUCGGCCCAAUACCAAGCAGCACGUGCCAGCCAAUCUACCUUUUAUCUAUCCAACAGAAUCGACACAACCUAUGAUUGAGCCGCACCGAGGCCGUACGAGAAAAACUUUCUGAUCACCUACUUACUAACCGAGCUACUUCGUUCCUGCUGAACAACAUGUUGAAUGACCAUUGGCGUAAGCCGCAAUAUUAUCCUGAUGACAUUUAUGAGCCGUAUCAUCAGCGUACCGGUGUUCCUUGGGGUUAUGUCCUACGGAAACGGAAGUUUUUCCCAUAAAUGUUUCCCCACCCAACGUCACACACACACACGAUUGUACCCAUAACGUGAAUUCUGAGCUCUUUCUAUCCUAACUGCAUUUUAACUUUCAAGUCUUGAAUAAUCUCCCAGCUUCGUGAAAACUUUCCCAAUUAGCGCUCUCUCAUCAUUUGAGCCACCUGGUUGCUAUACUGACUGUGCAUCAUGCCACUAUUGCGGCUACUAUCCUGGUUGUUUCGACAGACGAAGGCGGCGUUCAACCCAAGUCACUAAGCUCAAAACAUCUCGUACACAAAGAAUAUACUUUACCCACGCUUAUGCGACACAUUUCGCAGCACAACACGGGGGUAGAAGCAACAAUUCGAUUCAAGUUGCUCCGAUUAUAUAGGCUUUCAUUACAUGAUGUGUAGUAAAGCAAAGGGCGCUUAAAAGUUAU